Molecule: messenger RNA, 4890 nt
Organism: Protopterus annectens (West African lungfish)
Lineage: Eukaryota; Metazoa; Chordata; Ceratodontiformes; Protopteridae
Gene: CPS1
Product: carbamoyl-phosphate synthase 1
Exons: 38
Coding region: 151-4683 (1510 amino acids)
Biological process (GO): 'de novo' pyrimidine nucleobase biosynthetic process; L-glutamine metabolic process; L-arginine biosynthetic process
Cellular component (GO): carbamoyl-phosphate synthase complex; cytoplasm
Molecular function (GO): metal ion binding; ATP binding; carbamoyl-phosphate synthase (glutamine-hydrolyzing) activity
Source: RefSeq, a predicted model, not a curated record
UCACUGCAAGACAACGUGGGUGCGAGUUUACUGAAAUCGGGCAGUCAACAUAUGUGUGCGACGCCACAGAAGUGAUUUAGAAAACCAAAGCUGUUAGGAACACUUGGAAGUUGGAACUAUUCUUAGUGGUGCGAAAAACCUUUAGACAGAAUGAGCUGUCGGAUCCUAAGUGUGAGGUCUGUCUUGAUGGGCUUCAGCCCAGGACUUGGGGUGCAGGGGUGCAACAGCAGCACCCCACAAGCUGCUUGGUGGGCACUAAGCUCUGUUGCAGGGACACGCCUUUAUAGCCACAAGGCCCAGUCAGCACAUCUGAUUCUUGAAAAUGGAGUUCGGAUGAAAGGAUUUUCAUUUGGAACCCCUUCCUCUAUAGCAGGAGAAGUAGUUUUCAAUACAGGGCUAGUUGGUUAUCCGGAGGCCUUGACAGAUCCCAGCUAUCGAGGACAAAUCUUGACACUGACAAACCCUAUUGUUGGUAACUAUGGAGUCCCUAAUACAAAAGAGGUGGAUCAGUUUGGACUGAGGAAAUACAUUGAGUCUGAGCGAAUCCAGGUGUCUGGACUCCUGGUGCAGGACUAUAGUCAGGAAUACAGUCACUGGAACUCGGUGAAGUCCCUGGGGGAGUGGCUUCAAGAAGAAAAGAUUCCAGCUUUGUAUGGAAUAGAUACAAGAAUGCUUACUAAAAUCAUAAGGGAUAAGGGCACUGUACUUGGGAAAAUUGAAUUUGAUGGACAGCCAGUGGAAUUUGUUGAUCCCAAUGUACGGAAUUUAAUAUCAGAAGUCUCAACAAAGGAGAUGAAAGUAUAUGGCUCUGGGAAUCCCAUUAAAAUUGUGGCAGUGGAUUGUGGAGUAAAGCACAACAUUAUAAGGCUGCUAGUUAAGAGAGGAGCUGAAGUUCGUUUAGUUCCCUGGAAUCAUGAUUUUUCUAAGAUGGAAUAUGAUGGCUUGUUCCUCUCCAGUGGACCUGGAAAUCCAGCGUUAGCAACAACAUUAAUUGAGACACUUAGGAAGGUGAUUUCAGGUGACCGCCCAGAGCCAAUAUUUGGGAUCUGCAUGGGGAACCAGAUGGCAGCUUUAGCAGCAGGAGCAAAAUCCUAUAAAUUGCCAAUGGCAAACAGGGGACAGAACCAACCAGUGCUGAAUAUGAUGAGUGGACAAGCUUUCAUCACCGCCCAAAAUCAUGGCUAUGGCAUAGACACCAGCUCCUUGCCCCUUGGGUGGAAACCAUUGUUUGUGAAUGUCAAUGAUGGAACAAAUGAGGGUAUAAUGCACGAGACCAAACCAAUAUUCACAGCACAGUUUCAUCCUGAAGCAAAUGGAGGACCAACAGACACAGAGUUCCUUUUUGAUGCCUUUAUUGAUCUUAUCAAGAAAGGAAAAGGUACAAACAUUGCUUCAGUUAUACCAAAGAUCCACAGUCCACCAAAACCUAUUGAGGUUUCUAAAGUGCUUAUCCUUGGAUCUGGAGGCCUGUCAAUUGGCCAGGCAGGUGAAUUUGAUUAUUCUGGUUCUCAGGCUAUUAAAGCACUGAAGGAAGAAAGCAAGAAAACUAUCCUCAUGAAUCCCAAUAUUGCUUCAGUACAGACCAAUGAAGUGGGAACAAAACAAGCAGAUUCUGUUUACUUUCUCCCUAUCACCCCAGACUUUGUAACAGAGGUUAUCAAGGCAGAGAGACCAGAUGGAAUACUUCUCUCAAUGGGAGGACAAACUGCUCUCAACUGUGGUGUGGAACUGUUUAAGCGAGGCACUCUUAAGGAGUAUGGAGUAAAAGUGCUGGGAACAUCUGUUGAGUCUAUAAUGGCAACAGAAGAUCGACAACUAUUUUCAGACAAGCUUUUGGAAAUCAAUGAAAAUAUUGCUCCAAGUAUUGCUGUGGAAUCAGUUGAAGAUGCUGUUAAAGCAGCAGAAAAAAUUGGUUACCCAGUGAUGAUCCGAUCAGCUUAUGCUCUUGGUGGCCUUGGCUCAGGCUUAUGUGUCAAUAAGGAGAAGCUAGUAGAAGCAGCUACAGUAGCUUUUUCACUGACCAAUCAAAUCCUGGUGGAGCAGUCAUUAAUAGGUUGGAAGGAGGUGGAGUAUGAAGUGGUGAGAGAUGCAGCAGACAACUGUGUCACUGUAUGUAACAUGGAAAACAUGGAUCCCAUGGGAAUACACACAGGUGAUUCCAUUGUGGUUGCACCCAGCCAGACUUUGUCUAAUGAAGAAUUCCAUAAGCUGAGAGAGACUGCCAUCAAAGUGGUUCGGCACCUUGGUAUUAUAGGGGAGUGUAACAUUCAGUAUGCCUUGCACCCUUCUUCUCUCGAGUACUGUAUUAUUGAAGUCAAUGCUAGGCUUUCACGAAGUUCAGCUUUGGCUUCUAAAGCCACUGGAUAUCCUUUGGCUUUUAUUGCUGCAAAACUUGCUCUGGGAAUUUCACUACCUGAUAUCAAGAACAUGGUUUCAGGCAAGACUACUGCCUGCUUUGAACCUAGUUUGGACUACAUUGUGACCAAAAUUCCUCGCUGGGAUUUAGACCGAUUCCAAGGCACAACUGGUCAGAUAGGUAGUUCCAUGAAGAGUGUAGGAGAGGUUAUGGCAAUUGGUCGGACAUUUGAAGAGAGCUUUCAAAAGGCACUCCGUAUGUGCCAUCCUUCUAUUGAUGGCUUUAUGUCUGAGUUGCCCAUGAAGAAGCCCUGGCAGGAUGAUUUUAAUUACCAAAAGGAGCUUUCUGUGCCAUCCAGCACAAGAACAUAUGCAGUAGCAAAGGCAUUGCAGAGUGGCGUUUCUGUGGAUGAUAUUUACCAACUGACUGCCAUUGACAAGUGGUUCCUGUACAGAAUGCAGGGAAUAGUGCAAGUUGAGAACAUGUUGAAGAAGCAUACCAGGGCAAACAUCUCAGAGGACCUGUUAAUAAAAGCUAAGCAGGAUGGUUUCUCAGACAGACAGAUCGGGAAGCUUAUGCAAAGCUCUGAAGCAGACAUCCGGAAUCUGAGGCUUAAGAAGAAUAUCAAACCAUGGGUUAAGCAGAUCGAUACUCUUGCUGCUGAAUACCCUGCUAUAACAAAUUACCUCUACUGUACCUACAAUGGAAUGGAGCAUGACCUAAAGUUCGAUGACCAUGGUGUCAUGGUUCUAGGAUGUGGACCUUAUCAUAUCGGAAGCAGUGUGGAAUUUGACUGGUGUGCUGUCUCCUGCAUUCGAAGCCUGCAGCUACUUGGCAAGAAGACAGUGGUUGUCAACCAUAACCCUGAAACAGUGAGCACAGACUUUGAUGAGUGUGAUAGACUGUACUUUGAAGAGCUCUCACUGGAAAGGAUUUUAGACAUCUAUCAACAAGAGGACUGCAAUGGAUGUGUGAUCAGUGUUGGCGGGCAGAUCCCAAACAACCUUGCUGUUCCUCUUUAUAAGAAUGGAGUGAAGAUUCUGGGCACAGAUCCUCUACAGAUUGACAGAGCUGAAGAUCGUUCUGUAUUCUCUGCAGUCCUUGACGAGUUAAAUGUGUCACAGGCACCAUGGACAGCAGUUAGCUCUCUGGAAGAUGCUCUUGCAUUUGCUGAUUCAGUGGGAUAUCCAUGCUUACUAAGACCUUCUUACGUGUUGAGUGGUUCAGCAAUGAAUGUGGCUUAUGAAGAGAAGGAGAUGAAAAAAUUUCUUGAGGAAGCAGCCAGAGUCUCACAGGAACAUCCUGUUGUCAUCACUAAGUUUGUGGAAGGUGCCAGAGAAGUGGAAAUGGAUGCUGUUGCCAAGAAUGGAAAAGUCCUAACCCAUGCUAUCACAGAGCAUGUUGAAGAUGCUGGUGUACACUCAGGAGAUGCUACACUAAUGCUGCCUACACAGACAAUCAGCCAGGGGGCUUUGGAGAAGGUGAAGAUAGCAACCAGGAAAAUUGCUAAAGCUUUUGAGAUUUCUGGACCAUUUAACGUGCAAUUCUUGGUGAAAGGAAAUGAUGUCAUGGUUAUUGAGUGUAAUCUCAGAGCAUCUCGAUCAUUUCCAUUUGCUUCCAAAACAAUUGGCAUUGAUUUUAUUGAUGUUGCCACAAAAGUGAUGACUGGUGUUCCAUUGGAUGAGUCAAAUCUCCCAACCCUGGAAAACCCAAUCAUUCCUGUUGACUACGUUGGUAUUAAGGCCCCUAUGUUUUCUUGGCCAAGACUGCGAAAUGCUGAUCCCAUUCUGCGCUGUGAGAUGGCUUCCACUGGAGAGGUUGCUUGCUUUGGGUCUAAUAUUUAUUCUGCCUUCUUAAAGGCAAUGCUGUCAACUGGUUUCAGACUACCAGAGAAAGGAAUUUUGAUUGGAAUUCAGCAUUCCUUCCGGACUCGAUUUUUGGAUACAGCACAGCAGCUACAUGAGCAGGGCUUUAAGCUAUUUGCAACAGAAGGUACUUCCAUGUGGCUCAAUGCUAAUGAUGUACCCACAGUUACCGUGGGAUGGCCAACGCAGGAUGAACAAGGUGAAAAGCACAAUUACCCUUCCAUCAGCCGGCUAAUGGCUGAUGGUCAGAUUGACUUGAUUAUUAAUCUCCCAAACAACAAUACAAAGUUUGUUCAUGACAACUUCCUGAUCCGCAGGAUGGCUAUCGAUCAUGGACUACCACUUGUAACUAACUUCCAGGUUGUGAAAUUAUUUGCAGAGGCAAUUAAACGGUGUGGUCAACUGGACAGUACAAGUCUCUUCCAUUACAGGAAGAUGGACGUAAGCAGGAGAGCAUAUUGACAGAUGAAAGUAUGACUGAUGAUGUAGCAGUCAUUACCAACAGAAGUAGAUCCCAAGUCUGCAGGCUAUUGCCCUAAGGGCAGUCAAGUAAAAACUGGGAACAUGUCCAUUUGUUUACUUUACAAAUUUGCAUAUAAAAUUGUUUCCCCAAUUUUCUGGGGGUAUUUUGAUGUAUUUUUUGUGAAAUAAUAAAAAUAAAUUCUUUAA